AUGGCGAGGGCGUCGUCGUCGCUGUCCAUGGGUGUGGUCGCCGCGGUGGCAGUGCUGGUGGUCCUGUGCAACGCCGUGCCGGCCGCCGCUCAGGGGAAGAAGGGCCCUCCGCCUCCUAAGCUAUCGUCCAACUUCAAGACGAUCCACCCGGGACGGUUCGGGAAGAGGGACCAGGUGCUCACCUGCGACGACCAACAGGACAAGAAGAACCCCUGCGUCGCCACCUGCGACAAGGACCGCUGCCCCCACGAGUGCAUCGUCAUGUGCCCAGGCUGCAAGACCUACUGCAUGUGCGACUUCUACCCCGGGGUGUCUUGCGGUGACCCGCGCUUCACCGGCGCCGACGGCAACAACUUCUACUUCCACGGCAAGAAGGACCAGAGCUUCUGCGUCGUCUCCGACGCCGACCUCCACAUCAAUGCCCACUUCAUCGGCAAGCGUAACCCCACCAUGAGCCGCGACUUCACCUGGAUCCAGGCCCUCGGCAUCCGCUUCGCCGACCACCGCCUUUACAUGGCCGCCCAGAAGACCGCCGAGUGGGACAGCGACGUUGACCGCCUUGAGCUGACCUUUGACGGCAUACCCAUCGACAUCCCCACCGAGAACGAUGCAGAGUGGCAGUCCACCAUCGUGCCCACCUUGACAGUCACCAGGACCUCCGCGACCAACGGCGUCAGGGUCCAGCUCAAGGGGGUGUUUGACAUCUUGGCCAAUGUGGUGCCCAUCACCGAGAAGGACUCGCGCAUCCACAACUAUGGCGUGACGGAGGAAGACAGCCUCGCGCACUUCGACAUUGGGUUCAAGUUCCACGCCUUCACUGAUGAUGUCCACGGAGUGCUCGGCCAGACCUACCGCACGGACUACGUCAACAAGCUCAGCGUGAGCGCCAACAUGCCCAUCAUGGGCGGCGCCGCCAGCUACGUCUCCUCCGACAUCUUCUCCACCGACUGCAAGGUUGCCAGGUUCGGCCGUAGCCGUGGCGCGAUCUCCAUGAUCACCACCAAGGCCAGUUAA
This is a messenger RNA of Triticum turgidum subsp. durum (durum wheat), 1014 nucleotides long. NCBI's taxonomy places the organism in Eukaryota, Viridiplantae, Streptophyta, Magnoliopsida, Poales, Poaceae. The record is from the annotation of a GenBank genome assembly.